AACUUUAAGUCGUCUGUGAACAAAAUACUUCUCAGACGACUUAACUAAGUUUAUAUCUUUUAUUUAUUGCAGACUAUCGUGAAGAACUUCGUUCAGAAGGAUUUUGAUGAAAUGUUUCCAAAAUGGGACGGAGACGUAGAUGACCCUGCCGCGGAUAACAUAAUUAAAGUCAUGUUUAAUGAUCCUGGAUGGGAGUGGACCAUGGAAUGCUGGCCAGUCACCGGUACUCGCAAGGUUGUGAAGAUGGAAGUGAUUCCAGUGAAGAAUGAAGUGAGUCCCGUGAAGUCAGAGAGUGUUGUGAAGGAAGAAAGUAGCAGACCUCGGAAGAAAGCUCGUAAAGGGUCUUCUGUUUCUGCUGAGAAACCUGCGGCGGGUAGUGAAGGUCAGCAGAUUGAAAAGACCUUGAAGGACAUAUCUGAUGCCAUUAAUCUUGGCUUUGGGACGUGUCUUAAGGAGCUCAAGUUACUGGCGGAUAGGAUUGAAGCUGUGGAGAAGAAGGUGGGAAUCACCAACAGAGGGGGUUCUCUGAUGAUCGUCAACUUACAACCACUUCAAAUCCACCAAAACCUGUUGACGAACCCGGGGUUAGUACCAAAACCUCUCCCAAAAUUGCAGAGAAGAGAGUCACUAGGCAAUGUGUUAGGAAGAGUCAGGACUGAUGUGAUUUGUUUCUUGUGUGCUUUGUUUCUAGUGUGCUUUGAUGAACCACUGUAUGCCUUGAUUCUGAACAUGUGUGCUUUGUUUCUAGUGUGAAUUUGAUCUUUGCAGUAAGGGCUUUUGUUAAUAGUUUUUAAACACACUGUGAACUCGAAAUUGCAGAGUAAAAGUGUGAAUGGGGCGAAAGCAGGACAGAAGGAAGCCAAAGAACCGAGUCUUACUACAGAACCGAGUUCCUCGAGAGAGCUCUGUCUUGUGAGUCCUGCAGACGACUUACCGAGUGAAGAUCCUAGCCUUCUUAUAUUGGACAAACAAGUUUCGACCGCUUCAGAUUUACUCGUUGAAGAAGCUAGAAGGCAGACAAAGAAGGAGACUGCUUUGGUGAAUCUCCGUAAAAAAAGUGUGCGAGAAAGGAAGCUUGCUCCCACACAGCAAACUCCUUUUAAGGGAAACAGCACUGCCAAACAGAUCAUUCCAAACAAACAGGUUGGCGGAGGCUAUGAUCCUUUUGCACCCAUUGACAAGAUGAAGUCGAAGGAGCUCACUGCAUGGGUGCAAAAAGAUCCGUAAGUUGCUGUUAAAAAUAUGCUUACUUAUAUUUGAUUAAAAAAAGCUUCCAUUUGAUUAUUUACA
Brassica rapa (field mustard) is the source of this 1290-nucleotide messenger RNA. RefSeq lists its product as uncharacterized. Lineage: Eukaryota; Viridiplantae; Streptophyta; Magnoliopsida; Brassicales; Brassicaceae. The record is from RefSeq and is a predicted model, not a curated record.